Colossoma macropomum (tambaqui) is the source of this 4483-nucleotide messenger RNA. It is a transcript of the gene rassf9, whose product is annotated as Ras association domain family member 9. The coding region runs from base 440 to 1771 and encodes 443 amino acids. The transcript is spliced from 2 exons. The record is from RefSeq and is a predicted model, not a curated record. NCBI's taxonomy places the organism in Eukaryota, Metazoa, Chordata, Actinopteri, Characiformes, Serrasalmidae. Gene Ontology annotation, biological process: signal transduction.
AGGCUAAUUCAGCAGGGGACUUUUUCCUGUAGGGCAGCUCAGUGCAGACUGGAGGAGGGCAGAGUGCGCUGAACGGCAAUAUGUGUUCUAAAACUAUUCACUUCACGCUCGUGUUUAGCUCUCAUGCUAAUCUGAGAACGCAGGUCUGAUUUAUGUCGUUGUUCGGCGCUUUCGGCGAGACUCUUUAAUAAAACAGCAGGUAAAGGUGCUGAGGCUCGUUUUGAGGCUCGGCUCUGUUUCCUCCAUUAGGUCACCUCCCUCUGCGCUUUGGGACGGCCCUCUGCUAACUAGCCUGCCCUGCCUUUACUCCUCCACCGCUCACAAAUUCUACAACUUUUCUCACUCCGUGAGUCCCGCCGCUCAGAGAUUAACCUUACUACUCUUCGCAAUGGACCCCAACUGAGAGCUGAGAGCUUCAGCCUGACUGAGGUUUUGAGCAAUGGCGCCAUUCGGACGAAACUUUCUGAAAGCGCGCCUGAAAAACAGGACUAAGGAUGCAGACAACACUCCAGGGAAGGAAAUCCAAGUGCUGGUGUGCCAAGAAGAGAAAAUCGUCAGUGGUGUCACCAAGCAUACGACUUGCGCUGAUGUAGUUCAGGCUUUACUGGAAGACCAUAAAACCAUCCCGGAAAGUAAGAGACUCCUGCAUGGAGAGCCUAAAGAGUUCUGUCUUCUGGAGAGGUGGAAGGGUUUUGAAAGGGCUCUGCCCCCUCUCACCCGUAUCCUCCGUCUGUGGAAUGCUUGGGGCGAGGAAAAACCCUUUAUCCAGUUUGUGUUGGUGAAGGCCAGUGACUUCGUGCCAUCCUCCACAGGUGCCAAGAGGGCCACAAAGUCCCGAGGGGUCAGGUCUAAGAGAUGGGAGCAGGGUCCAGCACAGUAUGCCAAGACCCUUCCUGUGGAGCGUCAGAAGCGCAUGGUGAAGAAGGCCUUUCGCAAGCUGGAGAAGAUGCAGAAGGGAGGGUCGUCAGAGGGUUGCGAGGAAAUUGACAAAAUGGUGCAGCUGAUCAUCUCCCAGGACCACACCAUCAGGCAGCAGAUCCACGACAUGCGAGAACUGGACCUGGAGAUCCAGCAGAUGGAGCAGCAGCUGAAGGAAAGUUCCUUAUCUGGCUCUGACCUCAGUGAAAGCUCUAAUGAACAGUUGCUCUCCUUGUCCAUGUUCGAGUGUGAGGACCAACUGCAGGAGUACCUUUACACCAGCAAUGGUGUUGAACAACUGGAUCUACAGGUGCGCCAGCAUCAAGAACUCAUUGACGAGCUGUCCAGAGACAUUGACCUGGAGCUGAAAAGAACCAUAUGGAUGGUAGAUUCUGAUGAGCUAGAAGGGGCAGCAGCGGCAGCUCCUGCAGUGGAUCUGGACCCUGUCUUCACUUUGUCACCUGCAGAAUGUUUAGAGCUUGAAGGCUUGCGCAGUGAGCUGGAUCUGAGCAUGAGGGCAGGACUUUCCCUCCAUGCCCAGACCCAGGAUAUGGAGAAACAGCUGCAGCACAACAGCAAGUUGCUGCAGUCCAGAAACCAGGAGUAUCAGCACCUCAUUGCCCAGCUGAGCUCACUGCAGCUAGGGGACUGCCCUGAUCCACCAAGCCCUGUGUCCCUCAAGAGCCCAAUCAGGGCUGGCAUCUCUCAGCAGACAGUAGGGAAGCUCAGGCAGAACCUUUCUCCUACUGAUGUUACAGACACAGACUCAGACACUGGUAUAAGCUCCACUCACAGUCAGGACUCACUGUCUCCUUGUGUGGACAGACCACCACCCCUAGACACUGAUGUCUAAACAGGACUGUGUAGGAUCUAGUCUUUAGGAGCUAAAUGUGAUCUCAUAGCAAGCAUAUAUGUCUGGAGACAACCAUGAGGGUAUUUGGCUUAAAUGUGGGUGGGAGCAUAAAUUUAUUAGGCUCAAAGAAGUUGCAACAUCUGAAACAAGAAAUUGCUGUAGUGAGCUUGUCAACAUUGCCUGACCGUCAAAAAGGCAGUUGUUAGUGUCAUGGAGUUAGCUAGAAUAGCCCACAUUAGACUCCAAAAAGCAUUACGUGUGAUACAUGUAAGGAAAACACAUUACAGGAUUUAAAAAUAAACGUUAUCUCUUGCAUGGUAAAAAACAUUCAGUUAAAGUGUACUGUUUUACAUUUGAGGCCUAGAACACAUCACUGGACAGCAGUGCAAAAAGUAAUUCAAUUACUUUACUUACUACUUCUUGGAAAAAAGUAGUUUAAUUACUCCUUACUUUACCUCUGCAUUACUGUCUAAAACCUAUGCAAAUCUCUGUCAGAUGGAAAGUACGAGGAAAAAAAACAAUAGUCUGUUCAGUACUUUAUUUAGAAAGAAAGCACCAGUCACAGUAAACAUCAUUUAAAGGCCUAUUACUGUCAUGGCUGAACAGGACACAGCUGGUUAUGCUGAUUAAAAUGAUUAAAACGGCUACUGCUGUUUGAACACCAAUAACCUUGGUACUAGAAACUGUCCAUAAACAGCUGCGUCGAAAUAAAAUCUUUAUGAAUAAACUGUAAAGCUUACAGAGCUGUUUCUGAAAGUCUGUAGCUGAGAUUUGAGCAGAGAUUCCCAAAUUCGUGCUGCUCUGUUUGUAUCCACAAUUGAAGACAAGCGAUCAGCUGACGCAGAUAACUAAUGCACAUGCAAAUUACAUACAAAGACAGGAAAAAAAUCUAUAUAGAGGAAAUUGAUGUUUUAAAUGCAUCAUGCUCAAUAUUCUUUGUUAGAGACAUGAGUAACACAAGUAACAUAAUUUUUUUGAUGUCAGUAACUGUAACGUGAUUACAGAAAUUAAAACUAUAAUGCGUUACACUACUUUGUUAUAGAAAAAAAAGCACAUUACUGUAAUGUGUUACUUUGUACUGCUUUACCCCCAACUCUGACGAACAUGUAAUAAAAGCUAAGAAUGCGUUACCGUCGGAUGGUUACAGUGACAUAGCUGGAGUAAAUGAUGUGAUGUGGGUAGAAUUGGCUACUGCAUUCACAGGUAAUGCUUCACUGGUGAGCAAGAUGUUGAUUUGCCUGUGUUAUUGAUUAGCCUUCAGAUUUUAAAAGUGUACUAGAGUUUGGGGGCAGGUUUAAGAGGGAAAUCCUGUAGAUGUAGCCUUGUUAGUGGCCAUCCACUACUAAAAUUUUUAACUAGUUGUCUCCAGAUGUGUAGCCUCAUUAUGUGAUCACUUCUGGCCCUGCGAGACUACAGUUAUAUGCAAAAUUUUGGGUGCCCCUAGUCAAAUAACGUGUUGAUUUUCUAAGUGUAAAGUCAACAAUUCUUGACAGAGAACACGCUUUUGCACAUUUCAGUGCACAAUUACUGUUUAUUUGCUGAAUUUAACAGAGAAAAAAAUAAGACGUACUAAAGUUAUGGCACAUUUUAGAUUUCAUGUUUUAUUUUUCCAAUAAGUUAAACUCAGCAAAUAAAUAGAAAUUGUGCACUAAAAUUAGCAGAAAGUACCAUAUUUACAUGUGUUCUCUGUGGAGGAUUUGUUAAUUUAACAGAGGGUGUUCAAACUUUCGCAUAUGCCUGUAUGUGAGACCGAAUAUGUCACUCAUGUUUUCAGGCAGCUUGACCAAGAGCUUUUGAUUUAAUUCACAUUUGCUUGUAGUGCUGUGUGUUGGACUUUAAGCUACCAGUCAGCUUCGAGAACUAGCACUGUUAGCACAGGAUUAUGACAUUGUGUGCUUUCCAAAGCAGCAGAGGGAGUGAACGUUACUGUGUGUAUCUCAGUGGAGUACACAUUGUUAUCUACCCAUCUGUUUAUAAGAUCAAGCAUUCAAAUAACUCCUGUUACAUCACUGUUCCCUACUGGUGCUGUUUAAAACACAGUAAGCAAUCCAUGAUAGCAAAUGAUAACACAUCUCCCAGAAAUUUAAUUCCACGAUGGUAUCAUCACAUACCACAAGAGUCAAACAACAUACAACAGAAAUCUCUCCCAGGUUUGAUCUGCAGAGAUUUAUUAAGGUUCACAGAGUUCUUUUUCUUAGAUGUUUCUGCUCACUAUAGGCUUUUCAGUAGGUUCUUUCACCCAAGACUGUUGCUUUACAUUGAAUGUAAGUAUUUAAGGCCAUAGCAAUACCAUUAAAAUAUGCUUAUCAAUGAAAGAACAAUUGUUUUAUAUUAAAACACACCACAGGCAUUUUGUAGAGCUGAUUUACCAAUUUUUCAGAAAUCCUUUUAAAACGUGCAGCAGAAAUCUUUUUUUUUUUUUACAUCAGCCUAUUUGAUAAGCUAUGGUAUGAACUAAUAAUCAUAUGCACACAUAGUAGAUAUGAUAACAAUUAAUGUGAUUUUGAAUACAAAAAUAAUAGAAUUUAUUUAUUAUACACCAUGUGUUUUAUUUAAAGUGACCCACUAUGCCACUGUUUAAAAAAUGUAUUCUCACAUAGAUGAGUUUAAAUGUAUGUACAUGCAAAAAUUCAUUCGCACUUCACAGAUACUUUUUUAAAUGAUUUUUAUAAUAUUUUCCCAAUAAAAUUUCCCAAUAAAACGUUGUUGACU